AUGAAGAUUACUGCCAUUGUGCAUGAAGGUCAUGGUGCUAAGAAUUUCAGUUCAGUUAUCAGGGUUACGACCCCAUUGACUGCUGCUGUCAACCCUCCCGAUGCUGAUCAAAAAGGACCUGUAUUUCUUAAAGAACCAACCAAUCGUAUAGAUUUUUCGAACUCAACAGGUGCUGAAAUUGAAUGUAAAGCUAGCGGGAAUCCAAUGCCUGAGAUUAUUUGGAUACGUAGUGAUGGCACUGCAGUAGGUGAUGUACCAGGUUUGCGUCAAAUUUCAUCAGAUGGUAAACUAGUAUUUCCACCUUUCCGUGCUGAAGACUACCGACAAGAAGUGCAUGCUCAAGUAUAUGCCUGUUUGGCACGUAAUCAAUUUGGAUCAAUUAUAUCGCGUGAUGUACAUGUACGAGCUGUUGUCGCCCAAUACUAUGAAGCUGAUGUAAACAAGGAGCAUGUGAUACGUGGUAAUUCGGCGGUUGUAAAAUGCUUGAUACCCUCGUUUGUAGCAGAUUUUGUUGAAGUUGUAUCCUGGCAUACGGACGGCGAUGAAAGUUAUUUUGCUGGCAAUGAAUAUGGUGCGACAUAUAAAUUGAGAAAGGAUAUUUAG
Molecule: messenger RNA, 603 nt
Organism: Teleopsis dalmanni
Lineage: Eukaryota; Metazoa; Arthropoda; Insecta; Diptera; Diopsidae
Product: Down syndrome cell adhesion molecule-like protein Dscam2
Exons: 3
Coding region: 1-603 (200 amino acids)
Source: RefSeq, a predicted model, not a curated record